Messenger RNA from Nilaparvata lugens (brown planthopper), 14180 nucleotides. It is a transcript of the gene unc80, whose product is annotated as protein unc-80 homolog. Gene Ontology annotation, cellular component: cation channel complex; axon. The transcript is spliced from 66 exons. The coding region runs from base 513 to 10868 and encodes 3451 amino acids. Gene Ontology annotation, molecular function: monoatomic cation channel activity. The record is from RefSeq and is a predicted model, not a curated record. Lineage: Eukaryota; Metazoa; Arthropoda; Insecta; Hemiptera; Delphacidae. Gene Ontology annotation, biological process: monoatomic cation homeostasis.
GCAGUCUCAGAUCAAUGACACAAGUGCGAGUGAAUGAGUAGAAAGGUACCUGACAAUAUAACCUCAUUUCUCUCACUCCGACAGAAAAUCAAUUUUCCAAAUGUUUGAACCGUACAAACAAACAUGUAUAAUAAUAAACACAACUUACAUAAUAAUUAGUUACACUAAAACCGAGCCAGUUCGUCCUUGCGUUGAAAAGAAGAAGAAAUGUAGAUUGUCAACAUUCAAACGGAAACUGCGCACUUUAGUUUCAGCCGUCAAGAAUUUCCGUCUACACGAUCAUCAUCCCGGCCAUUAGUAUAAUGAAUAAAGUGAGUAACAUUGUUCCAAAGUUCAACGAACCAUUCAUUUUGAUUGAAUAGUGAUAUAACAUGUGUAUAAACUUGGUGACUUGUGUAUUAUUGCUUGGAUGUGGAGUUCAACAAGAACAAAGAACAAAGAAGAAGGAUUGAUAAGGGUGAUAAGGAGCACCUCUCAUCAAUACAACACUAUUGAUCCGCAGGAGGAGACUGAUGGAGGAAGCCAUAUUCAUGCAAAUCUUGAAUGACGAGAAAAUGGAGAGGGAGAAAGAGAAGGAGAGGAGAGAAUCCAUCGACAGUGACAGUGAGCUCAGCCUUGAAGCUCUACCUAUUCCUAUUCAAGUCUUUUUCUGGCAACAGAUAAGCCCUUUUAUACGACCAAAACUAGGAAAGCAUCAUGAGGCUUCCUGUAUGUUCUGUCAACAUGGCCCUGGCCACCAUGAGCUGAAAGAAGCUUGCAAGUCAUUCGAGAAGAUUCUUGUGCAGAACAUACAGUUCGGUCUCUCUCCAAAUCUGACAACAGCCAUCCAGUCUAUUCCCAGAUGGAGACUGAUUCAAGCUUCCUUCCCCUACGUUAUGCACAGCAUUGCCACUCUUCUUCACAGCAGAAAAGACACCAGUAUACAGAGUCUUGGCACUGCAGAGACCAAACUUCUCUAUAUUCUCCAUUGGAUAAUCCUGGACGCUGCAGAAGAAUGUGCUGAUGCUGAUUUUGAAAAAGGAACAUAUCAGAAUUCACCCUACUAUUAUCUUUUCACCAUACCUGAUAUGACUCUAUUCAUCUAUCUAUUCGCACCUCUAUGCCAUCACAUCAAAGAGCCAGAUUUGCAAGCAUUCCGACUGGAGAAUGGUCUGAAAAUAUGGCAAGCGUUGUGGGAGUACCGUCACCCGGACAGCCUCUGCUUCACAGCCCACUGCAAGCCCAAACCUCGCUCGUUUUGCACCAACUUGCUCAAAACCAAUCAGCAAACAAACAACACUGAUUUCUUCAUUCCUGGAAGAAAACCAUGUGCUACGGAAGAGACGGGUGGCGUGUACGCGGAGAGUCCCCCAAGUCAGACGACCACCUUCUCGUUUGGCGAUCAGCAGUCCGCUUCAGCGGCCAGCACCAUGACCACUGCUCAACCUCCGGCAACUAAGCAAGAUGAAGACGGUGCAUGGGUCUCCUCUCCCAAAGACACUGUUUUCCCUGAAACCAUUCCUGAAGAAAGCUCUAGUACUGAAGAAGAACAUGUGGUAAUAUUUCGUCUCCCUUCUCUUGCCGACUCUGAUGGAUUGAAAGAGCAGAUUUAUACAUUUUGUGUGCAGGCUGACACGAGCAUGUUCCAAGUGACGGUUGGCAAGCCACCAGUGAGGGGACCAACGAGGGCCACACUCAGCAUCGACACCCAGCAUACUCAGCACUCGGCACUCGACUCGGCAAGCACUCGCUCACACCUGCCUCCCAUGCACGGCCUUAUAGGUUGGUCAAUGGACAAGGAGUCGCUGGGUAGCACCCGAGCCGCCAUGAUCUCGAGCAACGUGGUGGAUAUAGCGGCGGCCACCUUCAUGGACGUCGCAGUCCUCAGGUGUCUCUUCAUCCCCAGCUGGCAAGAAGAGGGCAUCUACUGGGCGCUUCAAUUCCUCUAUCACAGGUUGCACAAUAUAAACGAAGAUUCGAUAUUGCAGCAGCAACCUCGCAGGAGAUGUAACUCUCUCCCGACUCCAAAAAUAGAGGUGUCGUUCCAUCAGAGUCCUGAAAGUAAGAAGAAACAAUCCAAAGCGUACAUUGAAGUGCCAGAACCUAGACAUAUUAAUAUAUUGGCAGAAGCACCAUAUUGCGUCACAAAAAAAGCUGAGGAAGCGUUGAAGAGGCGAUCCAGUGAAAAGGUCAAGAAGAAAAUGAAAAUGGCUGACUUAAGGGCUUUCGUUGAAACGAAAUUACUUUCCAAAUCGGAAAAAGGUCUCAACAGAAUUGGUCGUGAUGAAACCAAGUCAUUGAGUGGCCAGGAAUAUCAUAGGAGUUUGGACACUGGCGACGUGCAUCUAGCUCAAGCUGGCUCUGCACUGAGCAAACUUCUUGAACCCACAUCCUCGAAAAUACGACCAGCAACGAACCUCGUGAAGGGAAAGAGCAUGCCAAGCCUCAGCUGUUUGCUAGAUGAGUUGACAAAUGGCAUGGGCACGCAUUAUUUGUCGAGAAGGUACAUUGGGGAGACUCGCCGAGAGCAGACCGACGUCUCUCCGAAUCCCAUCAUCACCGUCACCGAGCAUACACCAAUACCAUCUCCAGAUUUCGCGCACCAUAAGGGUUCUCUUGAAAGUCAAAUGGGUUUGGGAACAUCAAACUCUGGUCAAAGUCAGAAAGCAAAGAAACCCGGACUCACACGCUCUCAGACUGACUCCAACAUUUCUUAUCCGGAUGGAGACAACCCGGAAGUUCCCGGUUCCACAUUCUAUAUAACAAAUGAAGGCGAUAUCGAUUUGCAAGUUGUAUUGAAGGCAAUCCAUUCAGUGGCCCAAAGAGAUAAUAUGAGUUGCACUCUACGCGUUUGUGAAGUUCUGUUGAACGUUGCUGAUCUGCUAGUCGAAAUGGGAAUAUUGAAACAGUAUGCAAAUAGAAACGAGAUGAAGAAGAAGACCUUAGAAGAAAUAAUGAUCUCUCCUCAUGCACUAUUGAUAAGCUGUAUAGUAAGGGUUAUUCGACACCUUGGAUGUCCCCAUUGCAUGGCUAAUGAUGGACAGAGAAAUCCUCCCCCUGACUUUCUGAGAUCGCAGGGGCAAACAAUCCUCGGCAAACUGCAGCGUGCCAACUCAUCCUAUUUCUCAAAAGUGAUGCGGCAAAUCGUAUCGCAACAGACCAUCACUGAACUGAUGGAAUUCUUCCAUGCUUAUCUUGGAUUUUGCAUUGAUCCAAGUACACUUCUCUCACCUCUUAACCAGAAGAGAAGCUCAAGCAAAUCACCUGACAUUAUAUCGCAAGGAGGCUACUCAACCAACUUUGGUGGAGGGGGAUACGGCAGCGGAUUUGGAAGUCGCAAUGUUGAAGGCCAUCUCAUGACAAGUAUUUUCAAAACUCUCGUCUCUCGUCUUGUCAAGAUUAGCAAAGAUCUGAAGACACCAGAAAAUCAGGGUUUGUAUUGUGAUGUCCGCUCACUGAUGACCUAUGUGAAAGAGGCUCAUGGAGGAGUAUUUCGCAGAGUGGCUCUCAGUGGUCUACUGGAUACAGCCAUGAGACCACACAGGAAAGAGCCUGCAGUGCAAACUACACGAGUCAUAAGACAUUUCCCUCACACUGAACAAGAUGACCACAUGGAACCUGGCUCUUACAUCUUGGAUGACCGUGAUUCUCGUAAAAUCUUAUUCAAGAAACGAAGCACGUCAUCUACCUGUGCUAGUCUACUAGAGACCGAAUUGGAAGAAGGCAAGGUGAUUCAAAGCCCAUUGACCAACUUCAAAAAGAAGCAUCCGGUUUUGACUCCGAGGCAGAGCGAGAGGAACUUGGGAGCGGUGUUUGGAGCAAUGCAACCUCCUCACAAACCAAUCGCCACCUCCAAAUUUCAAAUAGUGAACUGGUUCCGAAAGGAAUAUGGAAGAUCUGAUUCACUGGAGAGUCACGAUGGCAGCGAUUCACCAGUGGAGGGAGGGGCACUCAUCCAUCAAGCUGCCCAGCUGCAUCAGUCUUACAGCAGAACCUCUCAAAAAAGUACCGGAAGUGUGGGAAAUACCCUCCAGAAAGCCAGGAGGCGCGUUGAAGAUCAAAUCAAUAAAUUGGGAUUCGGUAGGGGAAAGAAGAAAGACGGCAGCAUCGAAGAUACUCAAGGCAGUUAUUUCAGUAGGAGAAAUUCGCUUGAAAUGGGAGAUCACGGACGAGAAUCUGAGUUUGUUGUGCUGAAAGAGCGUAAACUGGUCGACACUCAGAAAGUUUGGAAUGGAAUGUGUCGCCUGUCGUUCCUAUUGGAAGUCUGCUCUCCUGGGUCUAUUCCUGACCCUUACCUACUAGCUGCCUCUCUUGAUCUGCCACACACACCAGUGGUGGCCAGAGCUUGCUUCAUAAUGGAGUGCACCUACUUGGUGCACUGCUGCAACAAGGGUCAAUGGGCGGCCUGGGUGAAGCCAUCCACUUUCCCCAUGUUCCGGCCAUCGGGACCCCUCCCCCCUCGCGGCGUACCCCCCGUCCCGCCCCGCAAGACGCACAGUCUGCAGCGCGCCGCCGGAAAAAUGUUCUACCAGUGGGGAGAGGCAUUGGCAGGUCGUUUGGAAGAAAUGCUGCUGGAAGACAAGACACACGUUGCCUCGGUUAUAGCAAUGCUGUCGGACGAGUCCAAGCAGAGAGAGCUAAUCAUGGAGGAUGAAGAAGAGGAUUUCUUGGAUGAAUCUACAGUGAACUUAUACGGAUCAGAGUGUCCGAUAGCUCUACGUCUGCUCGCCUGCAUGCUGCUGUUGGAGAUCACAUCGUUCCUGCGUGAGACAUACCAAACGCUGCCCAAGUCAUGCCGCACUUCCGCCCGCGACCGGCCCGCGCCCUGGGAGCGAAUCUACAGCCGCGACGCCAACCGAAGGUGGAGUAUGGCGCUGUCUUCCAUGGGUCAUUCUCAGACAUCCGCGCAGAGCCUCCAGUCAAUCACUGGCGAUCGAGAUCCAGACUUGAUGAGCGUCAGGUCAUUACAGAUGCCAUGUAGAUUCCUGCAGCUUCCAGGCGAAAGAGAGCAACGCCUCAGAACGAACAGUGUUCUCUUGCCCCCCUCCACCUCCAUCUCACCCCGACCUUCAAUGUCGGGUUUGCCGUCCGAGAGGAAGAUCAGUUUCGUACUUCAUGAGCCGGAUAAUGAAUCUGAAGGGAGCAGCAAUACUACGGUCACAAUGCAAGGCGAAGAAGGCCAGGGAGGCGCAGUGACGGCGAUAACCGGCGGCGAAGACGGGAGUGGCAAGAAGGGAGGCCGCGGAGGAGGCAGGCCGGUGGCCGUUGGGGCAGCAGCCCAGGGGGCGGCACAGGGAGGCGGCAGACCGUUCCUGCUGCGACGUGGCACCACCGCAGCUAAUGCAACAGGUUCGUUCAAAAGACGCAGCUUGAAAUUGCGCCGAGGCACCAAAGACGGUCAGAAGGCGCUUGACGGCACUGCUGAGGCCGCCGCAGACUUUAAGCGGGUCGAUUCGAUCCAGUCGAAAAGGAAAGUGAGUUCUAUAUCGGAUCGGAGUGAUAACUCAGAACAGGGUGGUCCUGGAGAAGUGAGCGGAGAAGAAUCUCCAGGAAUUCUGAGCGAUGAUCAGCCUCCAGAAAGUCCCAGUGAUAGCAACGACACAGAUGACACGUCCAGUCACCUGCCCUGGCUCAAGGUCAUGGUGCAAGUGAUGAACUCCUUCAACUUCUAUUGUUCUCACCAAACUUUCUGCCAUCCAUUUUGCUACAGGCGUCACAUGAGAGCUGCGUCACGUCUCAUCAAGGCCGUCCGAAAGGUUUAUGGAGAAGAAUUUGGGUUACCAAAUUUUGAAGAAAAAUCUCAACCGGAAGAUCCGAAAAAAGACACAAAGUUCCGUAGCCGGAAGGUCUCAGAACAAGCGAGCACCCAGGCUUCACCAGUGAAGAGGAAGGACAGUGUAUCCAAGAAGGAUAAAAUUGACAAUUCGCAAAUUGGAAGUAAAUUGGGACACAAAGACUCAUCGAAAGAUGUGACCGAGGCAGACACAGACAAGGGCCAGAAUCAAAACCCCUCGUCAACUAAAAAGAAAGAAAAAGAAAAAAAAGAUCCGCCUCCAAUUCUAAAGUACAUCAAGACACAAGUGAGAGAUUGUUUCCACGCGCCGAUCGCGACGCUGGUGAAAGGCGCGGUGGUGCUGGGAGAGGACCAGUUCGUGGACUCGCUGGCGGUGGCGUGGGAGUUGCUGCUCGAGCAUAACCAGGAGGUGGCGGCGGGGGCGGCUGCUCUCUUCAUAGUGGGGGCGGUACGUGCGCCCGCACAAGCCACUGACAUCAUGCAGCACGCUCUCCACCACCAGGAGCCCGCGCAUAGAAUCAACGCUAUUCUCAGGUUUCAAGUACUGUGGAAGCAGAGAUACCAGGUGUGGGCUCGAAUGGAAGAAGGGGCUCAGGUGACGUUCAAAGUGCCACCGCCUGGCAUCGAGUUCACUCUGCCCUCUCCGAAGAUCGGCAUCGAAUCGCUUCCGGUCGUCGAUCCACCCUGGAUGCCGCAAGUCAAAACCAAAGUCGAGGAAGUCACCAUCAGUCAGGAGAGUCAUAGAUCUCUAGUGACAGCUACAAAAACACGUAAGAAACAGCAAACAGAAUUGAUCAAGUUGGCACUGCAGCAGCGUGAGGAUAAAAAGCGAACCGAAAGAGAAAAUUUCCUGGUCACAACAAUUCCAAUCACUGUUCAAGCUGCUUAUGAGCCGAGCCUUCACCAUGCUACUGCUGGCGAUGACCAUGAAGAAGUUGCAGCAGGCGAUGAAGAGCAAGUAGAACCUCCUCAAAGGAAUGCAUCGCAUCAUAUCCACUCGGCUCACUCUCUGUUCCCCUCUUGUCUCUGUUCAGCAGUCAUUCAGAUUAUAAAUCUAUUGGAUGACGCUGCUGUUUCCCCUGAUGGCUGUGCUGUAUAUGAAGUCGCCUAUAAGGUAAUAUGGACUUGCCUUGUUGAGGACAGUGCGCUGUUUUUGCGUUAUGUUCUUGAGAGACUGACGCGGGAGAAACAGGACAUAAUGUUCAAAAUUCUACGCCACCUGAUCAGAUUCGUGCCGAGGCUACCACAGCAGGCGGCAUUCACACUCUACAACUACAUCAUCGGCUACGUCAUGUUUUACGUCAGGUCUCCACAAGAGGGAAGCCAGCAACUUAUUGGCUCAGCUUUGUCUAUCCUUUGGAUGGUUGUACACAGUGUGCAUGGGAUAAUGUUCAAGGACUUGAAACAGAUAUUGAGAAAAGAACAAUGUGAUGCAUCGAUUCUUCUCACUGCUAAUGUGCCAUCGACAAAGAAGAUUAUUGUUCAUGGACCACAAGAUCAGGAUGAUGGAGGUAUUCCUUCUCAGUUUCCUGUACAAGAAGACACUCAGUUUCUUCAAAUUUUGAGAGAAAGUUUGGACUUCUUCACAAUUGAUGAGUCACAGCACAAAGAAUUCUUUUUGGUCGAUCACAAAACACAUCAAAUUCACAACCCGAACUCAUAUGUGCGUGACUACUAUUUCUUCAAGCGAUCUCAAUAUCCUCAACUGCAAUUGGUUCACAUGAAGCCAGACGAAGCAUUCAAUGCUCUUCAGAGGCAAGAAUUGAUGCACAAGUUUGUCGAGAUUGGAAAAGUGCUUCUUACUUGGGCUAUUUUGAAGAAUGUUGACAUGGUUGUGCAAAGAGUUGUAUUUCUGCACGAAGAGCUUAUGAAGUUGCCAUCGUUCCCAAGGAAAGCUUUGGAAGCAGAUUUGGACCUUUAUAAAGGCGGAGAGAUGGGAAAGGAGCUGCUUGGUUUGGACGUGUUGCACAAGUUCAUGUGGGUUCGCCUGAUAGCUCGUAUGUUCGAAGCAAUGGCUGGCAACUUUGCCUACUCAGGUGACAUCCACUUGUUCCUCAAUGUGCUCAAUGGUGCUGUCAUUCUGCACAGUGAAGACGCUUGUAUUCUCCGUUAUGUAAUGGCCACCUACAUCAAUGCGGCACAUAAUUUCAAAAACAUCUUUUCGACUAAUGGAUAUCUUUUGAUAAUUCCUACUCUUUUGCAACUGUAUGCCAGUCAUCAGACAAAUAAACUAGUCACACGCACUGUGGAGUACGUCGUCAAGCAGUUGUAUCUGAUGAAUAGAAAGCCGUUCAUUCUGCAGAUGUUUGGCAGCGUUUCAGCUAUUCUAGAUAUUGACGACACGGCUCAAUUGGGAGAUGCGCACAAGGUGCCAUCCAGCUGCCUGUUUCGGCUGCUAAUGAGCCUGGAAACGCCAUCACCCGACCCACUCAACAUCGGCGAACUGGUCAAGGAGGAGAAGCCACUGCAAGCAAUCGACUUCUGCUACCACGACGAGAGUGAGAUGGUCGGAGUCUUGGAUUGCAUCUCACUAUGUGUCAUGGUUGUAGCCUAUGCUGCCGACUCUGUCAGAGGACAUCAGAUGCUGAUAAUUCUUGAAGCGAUCGUGCCAUGUUACCUGCAACAGAUACAGUUACCGAGCUACAGAAAACAGUUACAGGAGGGACGUUCUGAAAGGGAUAUUAUUGCCCAAUUGGCAGUAGCCAUCAAAACUCUUGUCAACAACUGUGAAGCUCUAUCAAAGAACUACAACGGGCCCCAAAAGGCGAGCCCUGAGCAUAAGGGCUCAAGUCAGAGGAACUACAAUCGCGAACCCUUCUCUCCUGGAUUGGAUUUUGAGGACGAGUCUCACUCAAAGUUUCUAAGUGAAAGAAGCCGGACCAAGAUUCAUUAUGAGCGAGACAUGGAAGAUUCUGAGGUUUUGAGAAACGAAUUUAGAAGGCCUCGAGAUAUCCUUCUUUCGUUGGUUGCUGAUUUCAUGACUAAAACUACAGCCAGACUUAUCGAGCUGAAUAAAAAAUUUCCACAAGACAGCCGACAGAUAGAAUUGCUUGACCUGAGAGCACAUAUUAGGUUAGCAGACGUAGCACAUAGCCUAUUGAAGGUAUCCGCCUACGACCCAGACACAAUGUCCUGCAAGGGACUGCAGCGCUACAUGACGCAACUGCUGCCCGCCACUGAUUGGUCCAACGAGGCACUCAGGCCUUCGCUCAUCACCAUUCUCAGGCGGCUCGAUAAGACAUUCAGCAAGAUUUCUAAGAAGCCAUCAAUUAGGAGGCACACUGAUUGGGAUGCAGCUAGUGGACUGAUAAGAGGUGUUUAUGAAACAUUAUCAAGGUAUCCCUACAUAGUGCACAUGCAACACUUAAAGACGCUUGUCAACACUUGUCAGUCUCUUGUGAUUGGUGAAGCGAAUUCGUCGACGGUGACUGCUGGUGAGAGUCUGUCGUCGGCUACCAACGCCCUCAUGAGCCAGGUGCCUCCUCCUCCUUUCCCCUCAACUGUGGUACGACUCAUUGCUCUUCAAAUUUUGGCUGUUGGAGAGUCUUACACUUUGGAGCAUGUAUGCGGUGGAUCGUCAAUUCUGCCAACUCAAGAAAAGACUGAAAGCUUACUAAUGAAUUUAUUGAUGCCACUUUGUUUGAGAGUUGGCAGUGGUCGAAAAGAUAUCCACUGCAUGCGUGAGGGAGAUGUACGCUUCACUCUGAAUGUAGUUCUACAUGCCAUGUAUCCUCCAACAAGCAAGGCAGCGCAAAGUUUGAAGAUUGGAAGUGAACUAAGAACGGGCUCCUUUUCUGGAGCUCGCGAUUCUAAAGCUAAUGUCGUUAUUCCAAAGUCUCUAUAUCAGGUCGCAUUUCUAGCUCUAAAGGUAAUGCUGACCUGUUUCGAGGACGAACUCGUCUCAGACUGGCCAAAAAUCGGCAGAACCGUGAGAGAGCUAUCGAAGGUAGCUGAAGCCCGUCCAAUGUUCUGGAAUUUCAUCGACUUUAUUGUAUCGCAACGCUGUCCAUUGUUCGUGAUCCUUCAGUCUUUCAUCAGGCAGAAGUUGAGUCAACCAGCACUAACAGAUCAGGAGAGACACUAUCACUUUGUUUUGAGAGAGAAAUUGACAGGCCUCAGUCCCUCUAUCCCGAAAUGCAGAGGCGCUUUGUUAACUGAGCUCAUGCAGCAAAUGAAAACUCUCAAAGCAGAAUUGGAAUUCCGUAGUGACGAGCAAGCCAGUAGUAAGAAACCGUGUAACGACGCCGACCCCCCACCCAUGCAUCAGAGACACCAUCGACCCUCCAUCAUAGAUCUGCUGAGAGACGGAAGCAGCAACCUUCAGAGCGCUCUGCAGUCAGCAGCCGGACAUCGAGAAUCAGUAUCUAGCUCUCCGGGGCCAGUAGGCCCAACAUGCAGUGCCGGGGGCAGCUGUAGCCAGCACUCCUCGCAGCACAGUAUCGCGUCUUACGGACAGGGAAAAGGAACAUCAGCGGAAGCUCUGAGUGCCACAGAUGACAGUGCUGGUGAGCAUGGAUCAAAGCCCAAUAAGCCCAGGCUGCAGCGGUCGAAGGCCCAGAGUCGUAAGACGUUCCGUCUCCGCAAGAGCAGAAUUGAGUCUCACGGUCACCAUACGGGCCACGGUGUCCCCAAAGACUCAGACAAGGAUAAGGGUGAGAGCAAAUCAGAGAGUAGCACGCCUAUGGUUCAGAGUCCAACAGUGGUGACCCCUCCCACCACGGUGAUCACGGCGGCUGCACCCAUUCCGACACCUCAGCCACCACAGCAGGCUGGCAGGGGGGUCACCACCCGCAUGCACCCCCCUCAGCUCCGCACCGACACCUCCUGGGAGGAUGACAGCGCUCUCUCGCAGACAUCCAGCACUUCUGGGUACUACCACUCAGACACCAAGUACCGCGAGAACUGCAGUCUGCUGAUGAUGGCCCUUGAGAGUCCGCCAGACAUGCAUCACAUGUGCUCCACCAGCAGCAGCACCGUCGUGCCUCCCCCCUCUGGCAGCACCCCCCCGUCCAGCUCCCCCUCACCCUCCCCUGACCCACACCACCACUCCACACUCAUGGUCUACGAAGCACAGGACGAAGACACCCUCAUCUAGACUCGUCUCACUCAUCUAUUAUCAUAAUGACGUUAUAAUAACCAAUAACCAUAGUCUUUACAAGUCAUUAUAAACGUUUUUAUUUUGUUCUCACAAGUUCAAUUAGUUUUAAAAAGUAAUUAAGAUUGUUGAGUAGCUCUUAUUUUAUUGUAUUUGAUACAAAUAUGUUUGGAUAUUUGAAACGUACGCACACCAACGCAGGAAAAUUUCAACUCUAAAAUUAAUAGUCUUUAGAAGACAUUACAAAAGUCUUUAUUUUGUUCCCACAAAUUCAAUUAGGGACGGUUUCCGAACUCUGGAUUUGGCUAAGUUCUAGACUUUGAACAGCUAGAGUCAGAAAAUUGGCUUUCCGAAACGGGGCAUAGUCGCAGUCAUUGUCAUAGUCACGUUUGGAUUAAAUUUCAAAAAACUAGAAAAUUGAACACAAAAUAAAAUAAAGAGAAAAUAGUGUAAAGUUUCAGCUAUUUUCAAUUAUUUAGGAAAAACGAUUUUCGUCAAGGAAAAACGAUUCCAAUUAUAGAAAUGAGAUUACUGUCAUGAACACUGCGACAACGCCCCGUUUUGGAAAGCCAAUUUUCUGACUGCAGCUGUUUUAAGUAAGAACUUAGAUAAAUGCCAAGCUCGGAAACCGGCCCUUAGUUUCAAAAAAGUAAUUUGGAUUGUUAAUAGCUCUUAUUUUAUUGUAAUUGUUAGUUGAUACAAAUAUGUUUGGGUUUUAGUGUCGUACGCAGGAAGAGCUUAACUCUAAAAACGGCUUUAAUAUUGUCCUGAAUCAGUAGACUGAUAUUUGUUAUCACUAGUUAUUAAUUGUUCACGCUUGUUCAUUUCAAAAAUCAUUUUUGAAUACUUUUACAUACUUUUUUAUUUCAUUUUAUUUAGUGUAAUGUCUCUUUUCAGUGGUUAGACUAGUCACUGUUAUUUAUUUCAAAAUCCCUUCAGAUUGAUGUUUACAGUCACAAAUCAAAUAAUUCAAUUUUAUUCACAGAUAAAAGAUCUAGUUAUUAGUCUAUCAUCUAUGUAAUUGUAUAUUGCAAGUAUUACAUACAAGCUAAUUAUUACUAGUUUAUUUCAAUUCAUAAAGUCUGAUUUUAAUUUUUAAUCGCAUUGGUCACUAUUAUUAAUUUCAAAAGUCAAUUGGAUUCAUAUUCUUCAUAGUAGCUAAAAAGUUGAAUUAGUCACUACAUUUUAAUUUUGUAUAAUUAUUUCAUUAUCAUGCAUUAUUAAAAUAUUAUUCUCUUGAAGUAUAAAAAUUGAUACUUACAAUUUUGACAAGUUAUACUAUAGGCUGCAGUUCAAUACAAUUUUGUACAAUUUUUAAGUGUAUUCAUCAUCAGUAUAAAAUAAAAUGUAUUCACAUUUGUUAUAUUAUUUAUCAUACUAGUCAGUAUUAUUUAUUAGUAUUGGUUACCAACCAUUUAGACUGAUAAAAUUGUCGUAGUAAUAAGUCUUAUAGCUGAAUUGAUUAUAAUAUUUAAUAACAUACGAAUUUUGUGAAUAUAUUUUUAGAUUGAUAGCCAAUUUGUUGUUAUUAAUUGUGCAUUGGAUACUCUAGCCUAGUCAGGCACUAGUCCAUAUUAUUUAUCGUACUGAUAGUUUAAAAUAAAUUAUUGUAGGCCUAUUUAUCACAGCACUAUACUAUUCAUCAUUUAGAUCAGUUCGAUUGAGUUUUCUGUUGUUAUUGGUUAUACUCAUUAUUUCUAUUGAAUAGUCUAUAGUUGAUUCGGCAUAAUUUUAUCUAAAAAUGCUAUUUAUUUAUAAUUAUUCAUUACACGAUACAUAAUUUAUUAUGAAUGUUUUAUUUGCAAAUUUUAUUGUUAUCGUUAUCCUAUUAAUUGUGGAAAUGUUGUUGAUAGAUAUUGUUUGUUAUUCAUGGAUAGUGAUAAUUUUAUUUUUACAAGAACAUACAGCGAUGAUUUUUGGUACCUGUCAAUGAAUUGAUAUAAAUUAAUAUCAACUUAUUCACACUGAUAUUGAUCAUUAUACCUUAUUUUUUAGGUCUAGUUAGAUGAAAUAAUGUUCUAUGUUGUUGAUUGUUAGAUAAAUUUAGAUGUUUACAAUACAUGCCAAUUCAAGUGAAUUAUUGUUCCAAACAGAAAUAAUAAUUAAAUGUUUGUCCAUCACAUAACUGAGAGUUUUCUAGUAUGUUCCUUUUUCAAAUUCCAUAUUGAACCAAUAUUAGCUCAUAAGCUAAAUCGCUUAUGUUGUCUCAUUACAGAAUUAUCACAAAAUUUUAUCAGUGAUUAAUUCAAAUGAUCUUCGAUAAUAAUUGAGACAAUCAAUAGAAAUAGUAUUAUUAUCAGAGGGGUCCUACAUUUUAGUGAUUUGAAUUGAUUCAUAUUUUAAUCUAUUCAGGAUCACACUUGCUAAUGAAACUGAUUCAGAAUCAAACAAGGAUGGGAAUAUUGCAGAUUAAAUUGGAAAUUAUAUCAAAUCAUAAAAGAGAAUUAAUCAACGCAAUGAGCUCUGGCAUACUGACAAUUUUAGAACACACUAAUGUAUUUCUCAUCAUCUUCUUUCUUGCAUCUACUUUAGAAGAAUAUUUGGAUAGUUAUGUUAUUAUUGUACAUUAAAUACUAAAUAUUAAUUAAUUCAAUUGCCCAACGAUUAAUUUGAACCUUGAACCUGGAGACAGUUUUUCAUGAAGUUGGUUAAUUUUAAUGUCAGUGAAGAAGUGAAUAAUUAUAAAACUUUAGAGCUUAUUCAAUGUAAUUAUCGAUAGAAUUUUAAAAAAUGUCAAGAGGAGAAUGAAUGUUGAUAAAUUUCUGUAGAACUUCAAAAGUUGAUCAUAAUGACGAUCCAGUAGAUUUUAAUGUAAUCUGAGCCAGGUUGAACAAUAACCUGUGUACCGCUAUAAUCUUGAUAAAUGUUAUCAGUUUUGACUAACCAGGAUUCACAAAUUGUUCGGAAAAACAGAACCAAGAUUCUGUUCAAAGAUGAUCUAGCAUUUCUCAAACCAUUACUUCAGAUUACCUCGACCUUAUUUGCUCUCUAGAUCAAAACCUACUAGGAUAUGUAUAUAUGAAAAUGAUUGUCAGCAUUAAUCCAUUGUUGAGUAUCAAUAAGCUCCAAGGUUGCUAUGAUAUCAAAACAUUCGAAUAAUAAAUAAAAUAUUUAAUAACAAAUUCUCCAUUUAUAAAACAUCAUUUUAUACAAAAAUAUUGCGGCAUUCGUUUUUAGCUUGAUAUUACAAUAAUUAUUAUUGACGAUAGACAUCAAAGCAAUCACUAUUUGUUGAAAAAUAUUUGUGUCAUGAGAAAAAAAUUCGUUUGAGAAUAUUCUUACUUCUUCACCGAUUACAAGUAGCUUAAAAAA